This is a messenger RNA of Exophiala bonariae, 312 nucleotides long. RefSeq lists its product as uncharacterized. NCBI's taxonomy places the organism in Eukaryota, Fungi, Ascomycota, Eurotiomycetes, Chaetothyriales, Herpotrichiellaceae. The coding region runs from base 1 to 312 and encodes 103 amino acids. The transcript has a single exon. The record is from RefSeq and is a predicted model, not a curated record.
AUGGCAGACCAAAGUUAUGAUGACCGAUACAAAGAAAUCCACUUGACCAACAGCACCAAGGCAAUGAGGGAGAAAUACCCCGACCUGUAUCCCAAGGGUAAUGCCAAUCAGUUUGAACACAAGUUCAAGGAAAAGGUUCGAGAAAACUUUUCGUAUCCUGCGCAGAAGACGGAGCGCAACAUGGAGAAAGGGGAUGCUGUCACCAAAGACAGUAACAAUGCGGCCAAAAACAGGGCCGAGAAUCAAAUCCAAGGAAGGGAUUUUGCAUACGCCAAGGACGAUCCGAAGCAUUGGACUUCUAGAUCUAGGUAG